UUUUUCUAUGAAAAUAUAUAUUUUAAUUAAUUCCUCGAUUUAUACGUCACUCUUAUUAGAAAAUUAUUAAUGCUAGUAAGACAAUGGAAAAAAAAAAUAACGUCGUCUAAUACGAAACGAUAUCAGUAACAGUCUUUGUUCUGUGUUUCUCCAAUUUCCGAUUGUCAUUGAAGUUGCUACAAACACGAGAUACCGUAUGAUCUUAUUUCAUACACAUAUUACGUGGAAUAUGGAAUAAAAGAGCUUCCCUCGUGAUAAAUCGCAGUAUUCACACGAAACUAUUCUACCACGUCGCAUAUAACUUUCAAGAAGAAAAAGGAAUAGAAAAAAAAUAGAAAAAAAAGAAAAAAAAUAGAAAGUGAGAAAUACAGAAGAAACGAAAACAUGAAAUGUCAAUUGAUAUUAUUUUUCGCUAUCGUAACAGGCAUCCAAUGUCGUUCGAUAAUACUCGAUGAAAUACCUAAAAAUGACAGCGACAAAUCGAAGAGAAUCGAGCGAUCGUUUGAUGAUGAAAUGACAGAUAGAAUGGAGCAAUUAGAUUGGAAGAAUGAACCCGAAUCUACUACAAAUGUAUUUUGGUUACCUUCACCAUUCAUAUAUCCACCGUGGCUGCAAUCUUCAAAUCAAUCUUUCUGGCAAUUACCUGAGAAAUAUUUGAAAAGAAGUGAAAAUUCUGAUUCUACGUUAAUGGAACAAAAAAACAACAAAGAAACUUGGAACAACGAUAAAUUAUAUAUCGAAGAAGGGGCUAAAAUGAUCAAAACCUGUGCAGAACAAAUUGACGAUAUGUUGCUUUUGAUACAAAACGCUCUUGGCCAAUUUCGAAAAUAUUUGAACGAGUGGUGCAGGUUAAUUAAUUUUAAAAUGAAAUUAAUAUUCUCAAGAAAUAUUCGUAUUUUGAAUUUAUAUAUCAUUUUAGGAAUCAUCAUUCGAUGGUCAAAUUAUCACCGGAAUCAUUCGAUACAUUUUAUCUUCCUAAACAUUGACUGAAUAUUUAGAUAUUAACAUGAAAUUUGAAAAAAAAAAUCUGAACUCAUCUUUAUAUUGCCAAUAUAUUAAUCUAUCAUCUUAUAAUAUUAACCAUAUAUCUAUUCAUUAACUUUUACAUUUUAUAACAUUUAUAAUGCAAUUAACUAUAUAAAACAAACAAAUAAAAAUUAUUAUAAAAUAACAAAUAAAAAUAUUCCAAAUGAA
Molecule: messenger RNA, 1194 nt
Organism: Vespa mandarinia (Asian giant hornet)
Lineage: Eukaryota; Metazoa; Arthropoda; Insecta; Hymenoptera; Vespidae
Source: RefSeq, a predicted model, not a curated record